Molecule: messenger RNA, 1218 nt
Organism: Scedosporium apiospermum
Lineage: Eukaryota; Fungi; Ascomycota; Sordariomycetes; Microascales; Microascaceae
Product: Exoglucanase-6A
Exons: 4
Coding region: 1-1218 (405 amino acids)
Biological process (GO): cellulose catabolic process
Molecular function (GO): hydrolase activity, hydrolyzing O-glycosyl compounds
Source: RefSeq, a predicted model, not a curated record
AUGUCUCUCAAGAAGGUCCUGGUCGCCCUCGCGGCCCUGGGCACCUCCGCCCUCUCAAGCCCCACCAGGGCCAAAAGGGCCGCCGCCUACGACGACAACCCCUUCGACGGCGUGGCCAUGUACGUGAACCCGUUCUACAGGGACGAGAUCUACGAGCUUGCCAUUCCCCAGAUGUCCGGCUCCCUCGCUGAAAAGGCCAAGCUAGUCGCCGAGACACCCUCGUUCCAAUGGCUCGACAAAAUCGCCAAGAUUGAUCUCAUGAGCGCCACCCUCGCCGAGAUCCGCGAAGCUAACAACGCCGGAGCUGACCCGCCCUACGCCGGCCUCUUCGUCCUAUACAACUUCCCCGAUAGAGAUUGUUCCGCCAAGGCUUCUGACGGAGAGCUCCACCUCGACGAGGACGGCCUUGAGAGGUAUCGCACCGAAUACAUCGAUCCCGUUGCGGAGCUUGUCAAGGAGUAUGAUGAUGUCCGCAUCAUUUUCGUCUAUGAACCCGAUGGCCUUGCCAAUUUGGUCACGAACCUAGACGGAGUAGAGAAAUGCGCAAACGCGGCCGAUGCCUACCACCAGAGCACCGUCUACGCCCUCGAAACCUUGAACCAUGACAACGUCGCUCUUUAUCUCGACGCUGGCCACGCCGGUUGGCUCGGCUGGCCGGGUAACCUCAACACCACGGCCCAAGUCUUCGGCGCCGUGUACAAGGAGGCCGGGAAGCCUGGAGCUGUUCGUGGUCUCGUUACUAACGUCUCCAACUUCAAUGCUUACAACGCCACUGAACCCCCCGCAUACGCAACCGAAAACCCCAACUCCGACGAGAGCAAAUUCCACGAAUCCCUCGUCCCCUACCUCGAAGAAAACGACUUUCCCACCCACUUCAUCGUCGACACGGGCCGCUCCGGCGCCCAGCCCGCCGGCCGCGAGAGCUGGUCGGCCUGGUGCAACGUAAAGGACACCGGUUUCGGCAUCCGCCCCUCGGCGGAUACCGGGAGCGAGUUGCUCGAUGCUUUCGUCUGGGUUAAGCCCGGUGGGGAGUCGGAUGGAACUUCGGAUGAGGAGGCUGUGAGGUAUGAUGUCAAUUGCUCGUCGAAUUCGAGUUACGUUCCUGCUCCGGAGGCGGGGGAGUGGUUCCAGGAGUACUUUGAGAUGUUGAUCAAGAAUGCCGAUCCGCCUUUCAAGGUUGACUGUAAGAGCAAGAAGAAUAAGAAGAGGUCGCUGUAA